Molecule: messenger RNA, 1602 nt
Organism: Symbiodinium sp. CCMP2592
Lineage: Eukaryota; Dinophyceae; Suessiales; Symbiodiniaceae
Source: the annotation of a GenBank genome assembly
AUGACGGCUCAUGACACCUUGAGCGAAAUUUUAGCAGACGCUUCGGAUACAGAGGAGAGCCAAGCCGCUGGACAUCUUCACGCUUUGCAGGGUCUGCUCAAGCAGUUUGAUGAUGGCGAUGGUGAGAUUGGCGACACCUCCCAAGCGGCGAGCUCAAACCAGCUGGAACCGAAGAUCCCCGAGAGCCGAUCGGAUUUCGGCGAAGAGGCUGUCGAGAACCUGAGCGAUGAGGGGGGCCGCCCAACUCACCCCGUUGAGGCCGAGAGCGAUCAAGGCAAUACCCCUCAGAGGCUACGUGAAGCUCAGUUUCAACUAGCCCAGAUGGAAAGAGCCCUGCAGCUGGUACAGGCGAGAGCCUCUCAGCAAUGCAUCGAUCUGAAAGACUUUCAGCUCCACAGCCUCGGCCCAGUCAUCCCACAAGCCAUGCCAAGAUCCUUGACGACCCUGUGCUUGUCUGGCAAUGCUUUCGGAAACAUGGAAGAUUUGUCCAGGCAGCUAUCCGGUUUGCGGAACCUGCGCAGUCUCGAUCUGUCGUCAUGCCGUUUGGAGGCUCUGACAUGCCUGCCGAAGCUGGCUCUUGAGAAGCUGGACGUGUCAAACAAUUUCCUAUCCUCUUCCGCAGGCGUCGCGAGAUGUGCUCGUUUACAUCACCUAACCUUUGCAAAAAACCGGUUGACGAAGACUGACCAGAUCGAAAUGCUGCUGAAUCUCAGUGUGCUGGACUUGUCAGAGAACCGGUUGAGCUCCAGGCAACUGCUGCGCCCACUCGCAGCUUGCUCCCUCCUCGAAUCUCUUCAGAUCCACGGCAAUCCGCUGUCUCAGUCAAAGCACAGGGCAUGGGUGGCCAGCAUGUUUCCAGCGCUGAUUUGGUUGGACGAGGAUGUGUUGCGGCCUCAGCGUCUACGAAGGAAGGGACAGCCUGGAGCACAUCCACAUGACCGUCCGUCUUUGUCAGUUCGGAUGGAGCAGGCUGAUGCUAAAGCAAGCCAGCCAAAAGACCCUUCUGUCGAGUACAUGGAGUACAACUGUCGAUAUGCGCGGCCCACCAUCAGCAGCAAGAUGGCGCAGGCCUCCAACUCGGAGGCUCCGCAGCCUGAUCCCAAACAGCCCAAGCGGAACGUCAAAAAGACGACCUCCGCCUCGUCCUUCGCAGGCUUCGUGCCUGCGGCCAGACCUCGCCGAAGCAAUUCGCAGCCAGUCCCAUUCCGGGCCAACCAGCCGAGCCCAGAAUACUUCCCGAAGAAGACACAGCAACGCGACACUCAUGAAGCCAAGACGGCUGUUUCGAAGUGUCUGCGCCUGGGAAAGGACACAGAGUCUGCAGCUGUGUCCGCUUCGCUGGGUAUGCAGACGCGACACUCUACCUUGUGCCGCGAGCUUAUCGAGGAGAAGCGAAGGCUAUUGCAGCGAGUGAGCGCAAAACUCGGGGAGGGUGUGGCUACUGCAAUGUCAGCUAGACUCAUAUCCGCAGCAAAUGCUGAGUCAGCCGGGGUCCUUGCCCCGCAGCAUGAAGACCAUGCAGACAUCAGGUCUCUUUGCGACAGCUUGCGCCAUGACAUUCAUCGAAAGAGGACGCUCCUACAGCAGACCCGGCUGAUUUGA